This is a messenger RNA of Meloidogyne enterolobii, 445 nucleotides long. NCBI's taxonomy places the organism in Eukaryota, Metazoa, Nematoda, Chromadorea, Rhabditida, Meloidogynidae. The record is from the annotation of a GenBank genome assembly.
AUGAGGGGUAUAUUAAAUAGAUGGUUUCGCUUAACUCGAUUUGAAAAAUUUUUUAAAUUUUUUUUCAUUUCAAGGCUCUAUCGUGCAUAUAUUAACGGACCUUCAGUAGAAAUGGAAGCUGUGCCGCUUAGCCCAGAAUCUCUCGACCCUCGUUUUGUUUUUUUGUUGGAUGCUGAUAAAAUUAUUUGGAUAUGGAGUGGAUCGCGUUCUAGGGUAACAUUCUCAAAUAAAGUUCGUUUGUUUGCUGUAAAAAUGAAUAAAAGAGAUAAAAAAGGAAAAGCAGAAAUUGAAUCUUGUAAUCAAUUGAAAACACCUGAUGAAUUUUGGGAGGCUUUAACAGGUUUAUUUUUUAUAAAUUUUAGAGAAGCCCCUCCUACCAAGGUCUGUUUUUUUUUUGUUUUUGUUAGCCUGAGCGAGACGAGUAUUUUAUAAAAUUUGAUUUUCG